Molecule: messenger RNA, 1166 nt
Organism: Acanthopagrus latus (yellowfin seabream)
Lineage: Eukaryota; Metazoa; Chordata; Actinopteri; Spariformes; Sparidae
Product: galectin-1-like
Exons: 5
Coding region: 360-767 (135 amino acids)
Molecular function (GO): carbohydrate binding
Source: RefSeq, a predicted model, not a curated record
CGUGAGUCAGACAGAAAGAUCAUGGCAGCCCUGUGACGAACUCUGCAGCUUCCUCAUUCUGAGCGCCCAAAGAAAUAAAGUCGGUGCCAAACUGAGCUACAACGCUCUGUCAGUGACAAUCUGAAGUGUGCUCAAAAUAAAGCAGGUCGGUCUGUCGGAAACUCAAGCGGAGCUGAAUCUCCUCGCAGCUUCUCUCGCCUGAUCCCACUGAUCCACUGACGCUAACUGCUGCGGCAGAGGGACAAACAGCUGGUAACCUACAGUGCAUGCUAGCUACCCGAUGUUAGCCAGCUAAAUGGGUGAAACCCUGUUGUAUCUUCUGUCAGCUCCAGGACUGCUCACCAACACCAGCUUCCAACAUGAACAUGCAACUUGAAUUGAAGAAUGUGAAUCUGAGAGCUGGAGAUCAGCUGAAAGUAAAGGGGAUAAUUCUCCAUGAUGCUGAGAGGUUCCAGAUCGACCUCGGCUGUGACGCAGAUGACCUGGCGCUACACUUCAACCCGCGUUUCCACGACGACGUUGAUGGAUCUGUUGUGGUGUGCAACUCAAAGACUGAUGGUUGUUGGGGCGAAGAGAAGCGGGAAAUACACAACCCCCUACAGAGAGGCACCGAUGUCAAGAUUGUGCUGAAGCUGGCUGGAGACAUGUUUGAAGUGGAGCUUCCUGACGGACAGGAAGUCCAGUUUCCCAACCGUGACAGCAUGGAGGUCAUCACCUACGUCAAAAUUGCCGGGGACUUCAAACUGACUUCCUUCAAGAUCUGCUGAGAGACACAACUGGUCUUACAUAUGUGUCAUUUAUUUAUCAGUUUGAUUAAAGAUGAGACAUUGAGAAUUAGUCAGGUAUUGUGAGAAACAUUACUCAUUAAGAGAUGUAGGUCUUCAGUGCAUUGGAAAUGUAUCUUUAUUUUAAAAUGUCAUUUUGUGCAUGAGAAUAUAAAAUGUUAAAAUCCAACUGAUCUGGUUUGGUUGUCUUUGAAGGGUUGAAGUCUAAUCCUGGCUCUGAAACUGAAACUGUUUCCCACAAACAGUAACAGUGACUUCACACACAAUAUCAGUCUACUUAUGACAGAGUAACAGUCUGAUAAAGUAAACUGCAUAUAAAAAGCUUACUGAGAUUGCCUGUGUAAUCUGUGACUGGGAUCUAUUAAACUAAUAGUGACUGUC